This is a messenger RNA of Alligator mississippiensis (American alligator), 597 nucleotides long. RefSeq names its product NADH:ubiquinone oxidoreductase subunit A5 (gene NDUFA5). NCBI's taxonomy places the organism in Eukaryota, Metazoa, Chordata, Crocodylia, Alligatoridae. Gene Ontology annotation, biological process: respiratory electron transport chain. The transcript is spliced from 6 exons. The coding region runs from base 98 to 481 and encodes 127 amino acids. The record is from RefSeq and is a predicted model, not a curated record.
GUCAAAGCUUAUCCGACAGGCGCGACGCAUGCGCGUUGUGUCUCCUCCCGCACGGUAGGAGCCAUUGCCGUUGCCCAGGGAGCAGCGCGGCGCUGCCAUGGCCGGGCUGCUGAAGAAGUCCACCGGGCUCGUCGGACUCGCCGUGGACAGCAACCCGCACGAGAGCCCUAAAAUGAGUGAAAGAAUGGAACGUAAGCAUUUGAGGAUACUCUAUACAAAACUUACUGCUGUUCUGCAGAACAUCCCCAAAGAUGCAGCAUAUAGAAAAUACACAGAAGCAAUGAUAAAUGAACGACUUAAUAUGGUAAAAACAGAACCUGAUGUACAAAAACUGGAAAACAAAAUAAACGAUGGGCAGAUAGAAGAAGUCAUUUUGCAGGCUGAAAAUGAACUUAAUCUAGCAAGAAAGAUGGCACAGUGGAAACCAUGGGAGCCUUUAAUUGAAGAUCCUCCUUCUGACCAGUGGAAGUGGCCAGUAUAAAAUUUAGCAUUCUCUGUAAAUUCUUGAGGAUUGAAAAACAUUUAAUUAAAACAUUGGUCUGAUAUUACUGAAAAUUGUUUGUUUGCCUUUAAAUUAAAGGAAUUACUGUUAUAUAA